This is a messenger RNA of Saprolegnia parasitica CBS 223.65, 165 nucleotides long. RefSeq lists its product as hypothetical. The coding region runs from base 1 to 165 and encodes 54 amino acids. NCBI's taxonomy places the organism in Eukaryota, Oomycota, Saprolegniomycetes, Saprolegniales, Saprolegniaceae. The transcript is spliced from 2 exons. The record is from RefSeq and is a predicted model, not a curated record.
AUGAUUGUCUCCGCGAUUGGCACGGAUGUGAAAGUAGAUCCGCUGCACCCGAACGUCUCAAUCGCAUUUCCCAGGCAGUUCAACAUCCCCGUCUUCCCGAAUUGCUACAUUUCGCACCGGACGCUCGACGAGAUCGACUUCGUCGCGAUGGUCGGCGCUACCUGA